AUGACACAAAACAUUGAGCAGAUGAUCCGUGAGUGCAACACCUGUCAGCGCUUCCAGCGAGCAAACAGCAUAGAACCCCUGUUAAAAGUACCUCUUCCAAGUCUUCCCUGGCAAAAGCUCGGCAUCGAUUUCUUUCACUUCAGUGGCCAAACGUAUCCUUUUGUGAUUGACUAUUUCUCAAAGUAUGUGGAGAUCCAGCUCAUGAACACUACAACCAGCCAUGCGGUUGUCAAAGCGCCCAAGAAAAUUUAUGCACAGUUUGGGAUUCCCUUUGAGGUCGUUACAGACAAUGGCCCUCCUUUGGAUUCUGAGGCCUUUGCACAAUUCAGCAAGGAUUGGGAUGUUGUUCACACUACAUCAUCACCAUGCUACCCCAAAUCAAACGGCCAGGUGGAACGGUGUGUACAGACUGUCAAAAAUACUCUUCGGAAAGCAAUUGUAGAUGGCCAGGAUGUCGACCUCGCUAUUAUGAAUUACCGAGCCACGCCAUCCAAUCACUUGUCAGCACCUCCUGACAUGUUAAUGGGAAGGAAAAUCAGGACCUUGGUUCCCACAUAUCCAGCACUUUUAAAGCUAGCAUACCCUACCAGAAACCACUGUCUACGCUAUCGCUGA
Ornithodoros turicata is the source of this 615-nucleotide messenger RNA. RefSeq lists its product as uncharacterized. Gene Ontology annotation, biological process: DNA integration. Lineage: Eukaryota; Metazoa; Arthropoda; Arachnida; Ixodida; Argasidae. The record is from RefSeq and is a predicted model, not a curated record. The transcript has a single exon. The coding region runs from base 1 to 615 and encodes 204 amino acids. Gene Ontology annotation, molecular function: nucleic acid binding.